This is a messenger RNA of Ostrea edulis (European flat oyster), 1029 nucleotides long. RefSeq names its product deoxyribonuclease-2-alpha-like. The record is from RefSeq and is a predicted model, not a curated record. Gene Ontology annotation, biological process: apoptotic DNA fragmentation. Lineage: Eukaryota; Metazoa; Mollusca; Bivalvia; Ostreida; Ostreidae. The transcript is spliced from 6 exons. Bases 1 to 723 code for a protein of 240 amino acids. Gene Ontology annotation, molecular function: deoxyribonuclease II activity.
AUGAGAAGUGGAUCAGAGUUCUAUUACCUUGAUUCCAAGAAUACGACAUUUUCUCUGUACGGAAAUGAAACCAGUAUUCAAUCAGAAAAUAUGAAUCCGUUGUACAAAACGCUUCAACAAAUAUACAAUACUAAGCAAGCACAGACAUAUGGAAUGUACAAUGAUCAACCACCCAUCAACAAAGGGACACCAAAAAAACCAAAAAAUACUGGGCACACAAAAGAUGAGAUAUUUAAGAUAACAAAACCAUGGAUCUACAAAGGAAAUGGGCGUUACGACGAGACAGAUUCUAAGGUCAAUGGUAUUUUCCCAUUCAAUUCGACAGGCGGAGACGACUUACAAGUAUUUGCGAAAAGCUAUUCAUUUGGGAAAGAUUUAUAUGAGGACCUGGUUGCUGGAAAACUUGGUGAUACUCUGUAUACAGAGACUUGGCAUUCUGAAUAUUACUGUACAGAUCGAGUUGUCGACAUUGAAGAGAUAAUGUUUAGAGAUGGAUAUUCAUUCAAAUCAACACAAGAACACUCUAAAUGGGCCGUUACUAAGCAUCUUAACUGGACAUGCAUUGGAGAUAUCAACAGAAGAGAAUCUCAGUUUAGGAGAGGAGGGCUUACGCUAUGUCUGAAUCAUGCAGGCGUUGCCAACGAAUUUCGAACAUUGGCAUUUAAAUUAAGCAAUUGCAACGAUAGAUCUGGACGUAAAAAAAAUGUGUGUCCUGAAUACUGAAAAACGUUCUGAAUAUUGAAGUCUCCUGAUAUACGUAUUGUACAUGUAUCAUGCAAUGUGUCAUCACGUGUAGCUCUCAGGGAACAUGUUGAGACAAACCAGAGAGCUACAGAUUCAUCCUUUAGUUCAUCUAUACAGCGCAGGGGAUAAUGCGCAUUGCGUUUUUUGCUGUAUUCUUGUAUCACAGUCUGAACGAUUUCCCCACUAUACUUCAAUAAGUGUUCCCAAUAAACUUGGAAAGCUUAUUCCAGAGGUAUUGCUUGCACCUUUGAAGUCCUUUGAUGCUUGUGAUCAUCAAUAUUUUGU